Messenger RNA from Saccostrea echinata, 657 nucleotides. Its product is annotated as complement C1q tumor necrosis factor-related protein 3-like. The record is from RefSeq and is a predicted model, not a curated record. The transcript is spliced from 2 exons. Lineage: Eukaryota; Metazoa; Mollusca; Bivalvia; Ostreida; Ostreidae. Gene Ontology annotation, molecular function: protein binding. Bases 42 to 509 code for a protein of 155 amino acids.
AACUUGACCUGACCGGAUAUAAUACGUGUAUUAAGGAAAAAAUGACGUUUUUGGAGUCAAAAGUCAAAUCCGUCGGACCUUCACUUAACAGUCCAACUCAUCAUAUCUCAUUCAUGGCGACUGCUGCGAGCAAUAUGAAAAUAAUCAGAGGGACUCUUAUUUUUGGAAAUGUUCUAACAAAUAAGGGAGGAGCUUACAACAAUAAUACUGGUAUCUUUACCGCUCCCGUAUCUGGGUCAUACUUCUUUAUGGUCACUAUUGGACUUCAAGCCCCAACCCCCGCUAAUAACAAGGACUACCUAAGGAUACAUAUCAUAAAAAACAGCAGAGUUGCUGGAUACUUGUUUAUCGGAACUGAAGGUUUAUGGCUCAAAAGAUCAGAAAAUACAUUACUGGAGCUUUCAAAAGGGGACAAAGUAUAUGUGAACCUCAGUGACCCAGCAACUGGGUUUCCCUACAUUGCGGGAGGAAAUCAUCUCUCGCAUUUCUCGGGAUUUCUGAUCAAUUGAAAUAGUUUUUUAUUUGAAAAAAUUGAAUAAAGUUUUACAUGUGAAAUGACGAGGAAAAUAAUAUUUAUUACCAGUAACCACAUUCUCUGUGCAAUGUAAGUAAAGAAAAUAUGCGGACGUAUUAUAAUUCCUAAUUAAAACAUGAUUG